AUGUGCUACAAAGUCCACACGCACACCCUCUCCUGCGACGUCCGGCCCAUCAUAUCAUCCACCAAAACACACUACAUCAACCCGUACGAGACACCGCCCUCUUGCGCCUGCCCGCUCCCGCGCUUCUCCUCCUCGCACGCCGGCCGCUGCCCCUCGCACGGCUGCUGCAGCCUCUCCAGCACCCUCCACCACUGCCGCAGGGCGUGUCGCCGGCCGACCCAUUACCACCGCUACGUCUGCGACCACCCAUCCCCUUCCUCCUCUUCCUCAUCGCGCCGCCAUUCGUACAGCUACUCCCGCCCGCCAACGCCCAUCCCGUCCCACACGCCCUGGCGCCGGCUGCCCACCUUCGACCGCGACGCGGACUUCCAGACCGCCGAGUCGGGCGACUUCAAAUUCGCCAUCUCGGAGCUGCUCGACAUCGGCCGCAUCCUCCUGCACGCCGAGGCGGAGCUCGAGAAGGGCCGGCAGCGGAUCGAGAGGGAGCGGCGGCGGCACGCGGCGUCGCAUGGCGGGGCGUGCGGGAAGGUGCUGGAUGCGUGGGAGUGCGGAUGGACGCGGCGGAUCGCGUUGAUGGGCGCCGAGGCGGAUGAUUUGAAGCUGAGCACGGAGAUUUUGGCGGAUUGCUGGGUGAAGUAUGUGGGUUUGCUGCGGAAGUAUGAGAGGAUGGGGCAGAGGAGGGUUAGUGGCAUCCUCGAGGAGCCGGCGGCGACGGAGGAGAGAACGAGUAAGAGGCCGAGUGAUCGGGGUAGUGAGAAGACGACGCGGUAUCGGAGUGAGGAUCGUCCGCGGACCCAGGGGCGGCACCGGAGUGAGGUGAGGUUUACGGGCGGGGAAUACCGUCAUGGUGAGGAUCGGAUCCAAGUUGAGGAAGAGAGGCCUCGGAGGCAUAGUCGACGGGGAAGCUGGGGUGGCGAGGACCGUAGUCGCGAUCGAGAGUGGGAUCGUGAGAAGGAAAGACGGCAUGCCGCCCGUGACUAUGAGCGACGACCUCGUCAAAAGACAUACAUCGUGGGAGAUCGCCGAACCUAUCGAGAGCCAUCGAGAGAUGAGCGACCGCGAAGCUGGUGGAGGCUGUGA
Molecule: messenger RNA, 1080 nt
Organism: Colletotrichum aenigma
Lineage: Eukaryota; Fungi; Ascomycota; Sordariomycetes; Glomerellales; Glomerellaceae
Exons: 1
Coding region: 1-1080 (359 amino acids)
Source: RefSeq, a predicted model, not a curated record